AUUUCAUUGGGUGUUCUCCCCCCUCUGCUUCCACCACCGGAGCAGUUCCACUUUUGAGACAAGUAGCGUAAAGAAAACCGAACUCUCUUCAAGACCACGUUUGUUUUUUGUGGUAGUACAGACACUGUGAGCCGUCCUGGGGCUCGCGUGUUCCAUGCACGGUGUGCGCGCAAAUCGGCGCUGUCGCGUGCCCCUUCGUGACGUCAUCAAGCAAUAACGGUGAUGAAUCCACCUUCAGCAGCGAGUCUGACUUCUUUUACCAUCUUUAUUGUGGGGCAGGCGCAUUCCGUUAACAGUCUGACAAUGGCGACACACGUUUUGGAUCAAACACCAACUAUCCACAGCCGGACCAAUGUGGCUGUGGCAACAUUCCGGGCCUCUACCGCAACCACACCGACCGAGGAAGGACAAAAACGACGGCAAGCCGGUGUUCUUCUGAAGAAGUCGAAAAGAAACAGCCCACCCAAGAAGACAACCGUGGCGUUACGUCGUACCUAUAAGAAGAAUGCGGUCACGUUAAUCUUUACACUGACUGCCUCGCUGGUGCUCCUGCUGGUUUCUGUCAAGCUACAGCAGUGUCGGCGACGAUUGCUAAGAAAAACAAGUGGAGAAAUUGCAGGAAGCACUAGCCGGAGACUUGCAGAAGGUGGCCAUGAAGACAACUGUACUCGGGAAGUACGUGCUCAAACGGUAGGUAGUGAGGAAUUCGUUGUUCGCAGGCUCAUGCGAUUCCGUUGCUCAGGAGGGUGUGGGAGAUCAACCGGUCGAGAGCUAUCUGUGUGUGCUGAGGACUAUAAGGCACAGGUCUUGGAGGCGAUUGUGGAGGCUGGGACACUGACAGGAUAUUGGAUUCGGAGGGCCUCAAGGACAGAAGGACAGCCGGCAUGCGUCACUUGCACCAAGUGUCCAUUCAGCAAUCAAUGCCUUCGUCACAAGCCUUCAGGGGGGAUCCACUGCGUGUGUCUUGAGGCAUCAGGAGCAUGCGUUUGUCGUGACAGACACAGUGGCGAGGUUCCAUAGUGAGAAACGGCGUGGGGAAUCUGGAGGAGUGUCGUACGCUGGCUGAGUUUCAUCUUUGAUCGGUGCCAUCAACGCCAAAAACAAGUGAUGCCAUGCAUCAUCCGACUGAGUCAAGACUACUAACGUGACGUGUCAACAAGCCCUGUUCGUCAUCAGUGACCAGUGCUAUCGGAAGUGACAUUUCGUUAUUGAUCCUGAGUAGCAACGUCAUAGUCGUAGUCGCUGCGGCGGUAAACGCACAUUUGACCUUAGUGCUCGUGUGGCCUGCGAUCUUGUCGCCUCUACGUUUCGGCAAGCCUGGAGAGUCCAAGCAGCUGCUCGCGAGCUAUCCAUGGAACGACAUGCAUGGCGGUGGAAGGUGUGGCCAACAUCCUGUAGGCAGUUGACAAGUGUGUGCAAAUGGAUUUGUUGGGCACGACCCUUGAACUGAGUGAAGAUUUUCAGGUAUGUUUCUGCUCCAAACGAGAAAUGGCGACGGAUGGAAGAACGGGACGACAAAAGCAGUUCGUUGCUGUGGGUGGGGGGAUUGUGCGGCUCUCUGUGCAGCAGACAUUGGAGGACGUAUUGCAGGACGGGAGAAUGUCACACUGUGAGGAAAGGUGGAGUAUGCUCUGGCGGUGCAAUGUGACGUCGCACGUCCACUCAGAGAGGUUUGCGCAGACGUUUUUGAGGUGAGCGUCGGAGUUGUGGCAUUGUGUGCUACAUGCCUCCUUGAUGGCGUAAUCGUCGACGUGAGCCUUUAUGCAGCACUCUGAAAGGUGGGGCGGUACGACUCAAGUGAGACACGAGGCGACUGGUACACUCAGACAAUUCAUGACGGGGGCGUCUCCGUAGGGUGGCCGAUAUUGUUGCUGUACUCAUUUCUUGUUCAGUCAUCGGCUGUAAGCGCUCAACAGUUUGAUGUCGAUUGCUAAAGACCAGUUUCGAACUGCGUGCGAAUGUACUGGGCGGUUGCCGACAACUCUGAGAGAUGUGCGGCUACUGCGUUUCUAUGAAGUAGGCAUCGCCACCGGCUGAGUGGUGGUAGGGGCGCUGGAACGAAAAGGGCUGGUGGAUGUGCGGCGGAUGUGGCGCCGGACGACUUGCUUCAACGAUGACGCCGUCAUCCCAUCGUUUUAUCGAAAAAAGACGCACGUGCAGAGCCCUCGUGCCGGGGGAUGUGUUACAUGUUUGAUCGGCCAUGUGCAUGGCGCGUCCACCCGAUGGGCGUAUAACUUGUCAGAGUCAAGAACACCAUGCCGUCGUUUCGAACAACACAUGCAUUUCAUACAUUGUGGCGAGAGAACACUCGGUUUCGCAGAACCAAGAGUGGACCUUACAGCUGCUUGUGAGUCUUGUCUAGCUCUACAUCACUUUUUCAACCUUCACGUUUCGUUGGGAUGCCUCUUAUUUCCGUUGUGGUUCCAACCGCUGGAGCGGAAUCGCGCCAAGGCUGGUGUGCCACGCGCCACCCGUUCGGAUUUUUGCUGAAAGUCAGCACCGAUGGUGUUGCUAGGCUGACACCGUUUUAAUACGCAACUUCACAACAGUGAAUUUUAUGUUGAUAGGCGGAGACGUUCUUGUAUUUAAUGAGGAACGGCG
Molecule: messenger RNA, 2601 nt
Organism: Toxoplasma gondii ME49
Lineage: Eukaryota; Apicomplexa; Conoidasida; Eucoccidiorida; Sarcocystidae
Product: Toxoplasma gondii family B protein
Exons: 4
Coding region: 223-1020 (265 amino acids)
Source: RefSeq, a predicted model, not a curated record